UGCACUUGUAAUACAAUAUCUAAAGUCUAAAGAUUGAACUUUGUAACACAGGUGCUUACUCAAUAUAACACUAAAGUGUGACUAGCAUAUACACAUAGGUUUCAAGGCACAUAAAGUAAGGAAGCGAAGCAAGUGAAUGUUGGUGAGACAACUUAACAGCCAACUUUACUACAACAGGUUGCUCCUGCCAAAGGGCUCAUACAAAAGACAAUUGCUAUAUCUCUGUAUUUCUCCGAGAACCAACAACAACCAAGUUAAUGCUAGAAUGGCCUAUGAAUGGAACAAAGAUGGCUUGGAUCUCCCUGGAUUGCCGUUUGACACCUUUUCCUGGACUGGAAACACCAACCUGUGGAAAGCCUGUCAAAUAUUCGAGAGCAAUGACAUUCCAAGAGAUGUAAUGAUCCGGCUUCAUGAGACAUUUCUGAUGUUUACUCGAAGUGCUUAUAUAUCAUUCACGCCUGAAUACUACCAAUAUAUUGCCAUGGAUUUCCCCUGUAAAAUUUCAACAUCUUUAGUCAGUAUUGGAAAAUCUUCCUUAGUGUCAAAAAUUGAACUUUUGUCACAGAAGCAUGGUAACAAAAGCCUUGCAUGUGCCACCUAUCAGGUGGUUGCUGUAGAUAAAGGUACACGGAAAUCAAGUAUAAUACCUGAUUGGUUAAGGGAGGCAAACCCAGAAUCCACUACAAAGCCACGUCCAACAAUGAUGUCAGCAUUAGAGAUUCCAAAAGAUGAUGUUGACGUUUUCAAGUAUGAGGUCACAGUUGUGCCAAGUGACACUGACCUUUAUGGGCACUGCAACCAAAACACCUAUAUAAGAUAUUGCACUGACACUGCAACUGUCGCUGCCAGAAAGGAAAAGCUAAAGGACUUCCAAUAUGACAUGGUGCACUAUACGGCCAAGGACGUGUCUGUUAUAUAUUCAGGCGAAUGCACAAUAGGGGCAGUUCUUACAGUACACUGUUGGGAGGACCUAACAGACAACAAUGCCUUAUUCUUCAUUAUUAAAUCAAAGGAUGAGACUAUUUUCCACUGCACGAUCAACUUCUAUAGUUCACAGCCAACUGAAAACGCGAACAAAAGCGAUGAUCUUGCAUCUGCGAGACUUUAAAAUCAAAACAAAAAUGUUAAGCCUGGAGGAAAUGUACAAUGUCAUUCGACUUUAGUGAAUUUAACAUGUUUAAUGUCACGUCCACUUUACAGAUUCAAAAUCAACUCCUGUAGUAAUUUGACACCACCUUCUAAUUUGCCUGACUGACCUUCUAUUGUUUCUCAAAAUAAUUCUCCAAAAUCAAGAAAUGAGAGUGUUAAGCAGGGAAGUUUUGUAGGGAAUUUCAGUCUCAAAAAAUAACAAGUGACAACUUACACAUCCUCCGAGUCUAAUAAUAUUACAACAGAAUAUAAAAUCGAAAAAAUCUUAAAUAAAAGAAAUCAAUCGCUUGUUCUUGUCUCAUAUGGACAUAAAAAGAAAAAUGCCAAACCAGCAUUACCCGUAUAAUAAACCUAAGUUUUCCCUGGGAAAUAAACUGGGAAUAAAACUGAUAUUCAAAAAAUCCUGUAUACGAUCCCGUAUUAGCCAAAAUCCUGUAUCAGAUCCCGUAUUGGAUCCCAUAUCAUAUCAGCCAAAAUCCUGUAUCAGAUCCAAUAUCAGAACUAUCACAAAAUUUCAUAAGACUUAAUAUAAUUGUGUUAUUAUGGCAUAUUAUGAUCCAUUUUAGUAUUAAGAAUCAUUUCUAUUUUAAAACUUGUAAAUAAAAGUUGAAAAUGUCAUUCGACAAAUUAGAUAGUAUCAUUUAAUAUCACCAUCAUUGGGUGACGACAUACAGAACAAAUUUCAGGAAAUAUUAUGGAAUAAAUAGGUUAUCGAGAAAAUA
Messenger RNA from Owenia fusiformis, 1871 nucleotides. The record is from the annotation of a GenBank genome assembly. Lineage: Eukaryota; Metazoa; Annelida; Polychaeta; Sabellida; Oweniidae.